GGUGAAUGCAUCAAUGAUUCUUCCCAUCUCGCCUGGGUGAGAAAUGCGAAGCACUUUUCAAGUCUUCUCGUUGCCUCCUACACGAUGUAGCAUGCGUCUUUAGUGUUCCAAUGGAAGCAAGAAGAACCACCAAACACCAUUCAACGCUGUCGUCUUUAUAGUUUUCUCGGAAACAACCGUUAAGAUUAACCUAAACGUCACACACUGGUGAGUUCUAAGUUAUUGCCAAUGGCUGUUUCGGAGGAAGAGUGCUCGUCUGCUAAGUGCGGGCCCUCAUCGUCUUCCUCCAGCACCGCCCACUACCUUGCCAAGUGCGUUCUCAGAGGAAGUGUCGUUCUUCAGGUCCUAUAUGGUCACAUCCGUUCCCCCUCCUCCAGGGACGUUGUGUUUGGCAAGGAAACGUCAUUAGAAUUGGUGAUAAUUGGCGAGGAUGGGGUUGUACAAUCUAUCUGUGAUCAGCCCGUUUUUGGCACGAUUAAAGAUCUGGCCAUGUUACCGUGGAAUGGGAAUUUUCAUGCGUGGGAUCCAAAGAUGUGGGGUAAAGACCUUUUGGUUGUUAUAUCUGAUUCUGGGAAGCUGACAUUGCUUACAUUUUGCAAUGAAAUGCACAGGUUUUUUCCUGUCACACAUGUUCAGCUAUCUAAUGCUGGAAGCACAAGGCAUAUUCCUGGAAGAAUGCUAGCAGUUGAUACCAGUGGUUGUUUUUUUGCUGUCAGUGCAUAUGAAGAUCAGCUAGCUCUCUUUUCAAUGUCAAUGUCUAAAAGCAGUGAUAUCAUUGAUGAGAGAAUAACUUACUCUGCUGAAAGUGAAGGGGCUGCAAAUUCUCAUAGAAGCAUCCAAAGACGCAGCAUAAAUGGUACCAUUUGGAGCAUGUGCUUUAUAUCACAAGAUUCUAGGCAACUAAACAAGGAGCAUAAUCCUGUACUAGCUAUUCUUCUAAAUAGGAGGGGAGAGUCGCUAAAUGAGUUGCUUCUAUUAGAAUGGAAUAUUAAAGCACGUGCAGUAUAUGUUAUUUCUCAGUUUGUUGAAGCUGGACCUCUAGCACAUGACAUUGUUGAGGUUCCCAAUUAUCAUGGACUUGCAUUUCUUUUCAGAGCUGGGGACAUUCUCUUAAUGGAUCUCAGAGAUGCUUGUAACCCACUUUGUGUCUACAGGACUAGCUUAAAUUUUUUAUCCAGUGCUGUGGAAGACCAGACUUUUGUAGAUGAUUCUUGUAAAUUACAAGACGUUGAUGAUGAGCACUUUAAUGCUGCUGCUUGCGCUUCUUUGGUGCUGAGUGAUUUUGAUCCCAUGUGUAUAGACAGUGACAGUGGCUGUUCUAAUUCUUGUUACAAGUAUAUAUGUUCAUGGAGUUGGGAGCCUGAAAAUAAUAAAGAUUCUAAGAUGAUCUUUUGCUUAGAUAGUGGAGAAUUUUUCAUGAUUGAGAUUUGUUUCGAUUCUGAUGACCUUAAAGUCAAUCUCUCAGAAUGUCUGUACAAAGGUUUAGCCUGUAAGGAACUUUUGUGGGUCGUGGGUGGAUAUUUAGCUGCACUUGUAGAAAUGGGGGAUGGCAUGGUCUUGAAAUUCAAAGAUGGAAGGCUAUGCUAUAGUUGUCCUGUCCAAAACAUUGCCCCAAUCUUGGAUAUGGUAGUUGUGGAUCAUCAUGAUGAGAAGCAUGAUCAAAUGUUUGCCUGCUGUGGUGUGGCACCUGAGGGGUCAUUAAGGCUUAUCCGAAGUGGUAUCUGUGUAGAACAGCUUUUGAGGACUGCUCCUAUAUAUCAAGGAGUCACUGGUACUUGGACACUUAAUAUGAAAGCUAUUGAUUCAUAUCAUUCUUUUCUUGUGCUAUCAUUUGUUGAAGAGACCAGAAUAUUGUCAGUUGGCUUAAGUUUUACUGAUGUGACUGAUUCUGUUGGUUUUGAACCUAAUGUCUGUACUUUGUCUUGUGGCCUUGUGAGUGAUGGUGUGCUUGUUCAGAUUCACCAAUGUGCAGUGAGGUUAUGUUUGCCUACAAAGACUGCACACUAUGAAGGCAUUCCUAUGCCCUCUCCUAUUUGCACAUCCUGGUCACCAGGCAAUGUAAAUAUCAAUUUAGGGGCUGUUGGGCAUAAUUUUGUGGUUGUAUCAACCUCUAAUCCCUGUUUUUUGCUGAUCCUUGGGGUUAGGUUGGUAUCGGCUUAUCAUUAUGAAAUUUAUGAAAUGCAACAUUUGGAGUUGCAAAAUGAAUUAUCUUGCAUUUCCAUUCCUAGACAAAAAUUUGAGCAAAAACAGUCAGAUUUAUCCAUUUCAACACAUAGCAACUUCACUGCUUCCUUUCCUAGUGGCGACAUUGGUAACUAUUUUGUUAUUGGCACACAUAGGCCUUCAGUGGAAAUUUUGUCCUUUACACAUGACAGAGGGGUUACAAUUAUAGCGUGUGGGACAAUUUCAUAUACGAGUACAAUGGGUACAGCUAUAAGUGGCUGUAUACCUCAGGAUGUACGGCUUGUUUGUGUUGAUAGGUUUUAUGUUCUUGCUGGAUUAAGGAAUGGGAUGCUUCUUCGCUUUCAGUGGCCAUCAGAUCGACCUGCUUCACCACUAUUAAACAUGGAUGCUGCUUUGUUUAAUAUAAAUUUGGUACAUUCUGAGGAAAAUAUAUCUAACAAGGAAGAGGACUUUCCUGCCACUCUUCAAUUGAUUGCUAUCCGUCGCAUUGGUAUUACUCCUGUUUUCUUGGUGCCUCUGGGUGACACACUUGAUGCUGAUAUAAUUGCACUAAGUGAUAGGCCGUGGUUGUUGCAUAGUGCAAGACACAGUCUUUCAUAUACUUCCAUCUCAUUUCAGCCUUCCACACAUGUCACUCCUGUCUUCUCUGCUGAGUGUCCAAAAGGAAUGUUAUUUGUUGCCAAUAACUGUUUACAUCUGGUGGAGAUGGUGCAUAGCAAGAGACUCAACGUUCAUAAGUUUCAUUUGGAGGGCACUCCACGGAAGGUUUUAUAUCACAAUGAAAGCCGGAUAUUGAUUGUGUUAAGAACUGAAUUGAAUUGUGAUACAUGUUUAUCUGACAUAUGCUGUGUCGAUCCCCUAAGUGGUUCAAUACUGUCUUCUUAUAAACUUGAACUUGGAGAAAUAGGAAAAUCCAUGGAACUAGUAAAGGUUGGAGGUGAUCAGGUGCUCGUGGUUGGAACUAGUCUUUCUUCUGGUCCUGCCAUAAUGCCAAACGGUGAAGCUGAGAGUACCAGUGGCCGUCUUCUUGUUCUCUGCCUUGAGCAUGUGCAAAAUUCAGAUAGUGGUUCAAUGAUAUUGUGCUCCAAGGCAGGGUCAUUAUCACAAAGAACUUCUCCGUUCUGUGAAAUUGUUGGAUCUGCCCCUGAACAGCUAUCAAGCAGUAGCCUUGGGAGUAGCCCUGAUGAUAAUAGCUCUGAUGGUGUUAAAUAUGAUGAAAAUGAUGUGUGGCAGUUGCGAUUGGCUUAUGCAACUACAUGGCAGGGAAUGGUCCUUGCCAUCUGUCCAUAUCUUGAUCGCUACUUCUUGGCUUCUGCUGGCAAUGCUUUCUAUGUUUGUGGUUUUCCAAACGACAAUCCUCAAAGAGUGAGAAAAUUUGCUGUUGGAAGGACGCGUUUUAUGAUAACAUCUUUGACUGCCCAUUUUACUAGAAUUGCUGUUGGUGAUUGUCGUGAUGGUAUCCUUUUCUAUUCUUACCAUGAGGAAGCAAGAAAGUUGGAGCAACUUUAUUGCGAUCCAUUGCAGCGGUUAGUCGCUGAUUGCAUUCUCUUGGAUUCUGAUACUGCUGUUGUAUCAGAUCGUAAAGGCAACAUUUCUGUUUUAUGUUCUGAUCAUCUGGAAGACAAUGCCAGUCCAGAAUGCAACUUGAAGCUAAGAUGUGCUUAUUAUAUGGGUGAGGUAGCCAUGAGCAUUCAGAAGGGCUCAUAUUCAUACAGACUUCCAGCGGAUGAUAUUUUGCAAGGUGGUGAUGGCCCUAAGACAAAUGUCGAUUCAUUACAACAUACUGUAGUUGCUACUACUUUGUUAGGAAGCAUUAUGAUCUUCAUUCGCUUGUCAAGGGAAGAAUAUGAGCUCCUAGAAGCUGUGCAAGCUAGACUCGUUGUCCAUCCAUUGACUGCACCUAUUUUAGGAAACAAUCAUUUUGAGUUUCGUGGCCGUGAAAAUCCAGUUGGAACACCAAAGAUGCUUGAUGGUGACAUGCUGACUCAGUUUUUGGAGCUAACAAGUAUGCAGCAAGAGGCCAUUCUAUCCUCUGAACCACCGGAAAUGGUGAAAUCAAGAUUGAAGUCACUCCCACCUUCACAUUUUCAGGUCAACCAGGUGGUCCAACUUCUUGAGCGAGUUCAUUAUGCACUCAACUAGAUCCCCUUUUAUGUCCUCGACCUUUUUUUCCCGCAUGGGACAUGAAAGGGCUUCCAAGCUUCAGUGGAAGAGUUGGAUACUCUGUUCAUUUCUUGUCUGGCCUGGAAUAUAAACCAGUUGACGUAAUGUAAGGUCAACUGUGGACUUACGCUUACACUUUACGUUUCCGACGGAUGCUUGUUCAAAGUUAAUAAUCUUGUGGAAAGGACUGGAGUUCUAUUCAACAUUGUGGCUUGUCAGUGAGAGAUUCGACAGCUGCAAGGGGAAUACAAUGCUUGUGCAAGGUUGCAGUCCUCUUCCUCUAAGCUAUAAUCUCUUGUAUUUCCAUGUAUUAGUAGCAUUCACAUUGCUUUGUUGCUAGAAAUUGUACAAUAGUAAAAUUAGUGACUAGCAUAUUUUUUUAAAUAUAUUUAUAUAUAUAUAUAUAUAUAUAUUUUUUUU
This is a messenger RNA of Prosopis cineraria, 4767 nucleotides long. RefSeq lists its product as uncharacterized. Gene Ontology annotation, molecular function: protein binding; U2 snRNA binding. Gene Ontology annotation, cellular component: U2 snRNP; nucleus. Gene Ontology annotation, biological process: mRNA splicing, via spliceosome. The record is from RefSeq and is a predicted model, not a curated record. Bases 229 to 4326 code for a protein of 1365 amino acids. The transcript has 15 exons. Lineage: Eukaryota; Viridiplantae; Streptophyta; Magnoliopsida; Fabales; Fabaceae.